Molecule: messenger RNA, 4495 nt
Organism: Paraphaeosphaeria sporulosa
Lineage: Eukaryota; Fungi; Ascomycota; Dothideomycetes; Pleosporales; Didymosphaeriaceae
Product: nucleoporin-domain-containing protein
Exons: 4
Coding region: 195-4241 (1348 amino acids)
Biological process (GO): protein localization to nuclear inner membrane; protein import into nucleus; RNA export from nucleus
Cellular component (GO): nuclear pore; nuclear pore inner ring
Molecular function (GO): structural constituent of nuclear pore
Source: RefSeq, a predicted model, not a curated record
CGCCCGGAGCUCUUUCACGGCCGCAAUUGUUCCCAGCCGCGCUUUGUUGCCCUCGAGGUCGGCGCGCAUUUCCUCCCACCACACGAGUCGCCUAGUACCGCGCGGAGCCCAUGUUCACGACCCGCGGCGCGUAACCUCGUCCUCCGCUUCCUCGACCACGCCGACGUGCUCGCGGAGCUCCCCCACCGCACCCCAUGGCUCUGAACAUGCCGCCCGCGACGCCCCAGCGACAAGGCCCCGGCACCUUCCCCCAGACCCCCGCGAGGCCGCCGCCCUUCGCGCUGGGCGCCGUGCAGCAGCAACAGCCGUCUGCGCCCGUCCCUUCGCAGAUACAGCUGGCUGCCAGGGCCAUCAACCGCAUGCUCGACAAUGACAACCGGUAUCCGCCGCUUGAGGCAUACUCAAAACCGGGCGUCUCCGGUGAAUACGAGCUGCCCACAAGCCAGGCAUGGGCGCCCUUCCAGAAAUUGCGCUCGUACGAGCACCCCGAGGGCAUGUACGACCAGGUCAACGAGAUGCAGAUGAGCGUGGACAUGGGGCUUUUCGCCGAGAUCAACCACGCCUACGUCGCCGUCGACAACCAGCUAUACCUGUGGGACUACACGGCGCGCAACCCAGAGCUAAUCGGCUUCGAAGAGCUGAAAGACAACAUCACAUGCGUGAAGCUGGUAAAGCCGCGCGCCAAAGUAUUUGUCGACACUAUUUCGUGGCUGUUGGUGAUUGCGACAACUGCGGAAAUCCACCUCAUCGCGGUCGAAUGCCAGUCAGGGCCCGAAGGCGUAUACGGCGUGAACCUCUACCGCACCAACAUGUCGGUAUCGGUGCGGGGGAUCAAUGUCACUGCUAUUGCGAGCUCGGCCAAGACAGGGCGCAUCUUCUUUGGCGAGGGCGCAACCGAAGACGUCUGGGAACUGAACUACCAGCAAGAGGAGAAGUGGUUCUCGAACCGCUGCAGCAAGAAGAACCACGUCACUUCGUCGGUUGCCAUCCCGCUUCCGAGCAUAUCCUUUGGGAAGCGUGCUGCGCCCGUUGGCCUACAGCAGAUGAUCGUUGAUGACAGCCGGAACCUGCUCUACACGCUCUCAACGAACAGCACUAUCAAAGUCUUCCACAUGCGCACGGCGACAACCCUCGAAAACGUGAUCAAGCGCGACCUCGCCACGAUACGGGGUCAGGUCAGCCACUUGAUCCGUCAAGUACCAGCUCUGGAGAACCUCAGAAUUGUCGGCGUGGAUCCAAUAGCUGCUCCUGAAGCUGAUUCCGUGUCACUCAUGCUCACGUCCUCUACGGGAGUUCGGUUGUACAUGAGUGCUACCUCUGGCGGCUGGGACUCUGGAAGCGCACCCAGCAAUAUGGCAGUCAUGCAUGUUCGCUUCCCUCCGGUGUCUCCAGAUGCGCAGACGGCCCCUCCCCCGAGCUCUUCCACUCAGAUGCAACCGUAUCAAGGUGGCACUCCGAUUGGUUUCGAUUCGAGGACCCUUACACAGACUGUGGCUACUUUCCGAUAUGCGCCCGGGACGUUCCUCUGCGCCAUCGAAAAGAACCCGACCAACCCUAAUCAUGAGCUCUUCAUAUCCUCUUCCCACACUGGACAACUGCUUAGUGAACGCGAUGCUCGCUUCACAGAGUCCGGCCAGACCAUUACGCUUCGGGGUAAAUUGCAGGACGCUGGCCUGGUCACGCCUCCAUUUUCUGCUGGUAACUUUGGCAGUGAAUAUGCUGUGCAGUUUGACGCCCCUGCUGCUGAGUUCGCCGUCAUGACUCAUUAUGGGGUGGAGACUGUGCGCCGACGGAGGCUGGUGGAUACAUUCGCGGCCAUUAUCCGGUACGGAGGAGGCACAGAGGGUGUCGAGGCAGACGUGCGCCGGUUCGCGAGACAUUAUGGCCUUACAGAGACGGCAUCUACAGCUUUGGCCGUGGCAUGUGGACAAGGCACGGAUGUUGGCACAGACUCGAGAGUUACUCCUAUUACUGACCCCGAAGUUACCGAAGUCGCACGGAAAGCUUUCAUCGAAUAUGGCGGAAAGCCUCAGAUCACCGAAUCCGCCGCCGUGGAAGGACUCAGCGUGGAUAACGUGCAGCCUUCACCCCGCCACGAUGGUAUUGCACUCUACGUUGCUCGACUGGUCCGCUCAAUAUGGGAUACACCCAUCAUCAGAGAAACUGUGACACCUACCGGCCCAGUGCUGGCUCCCAACCACAAGCUCGCUAAGCUCCAGGACAUACAACGCUCCCUUAUCCGGUUACAGCAAUUCCUUGACGACAACAAAACCUUUAUAGAUGGACUUGCGGGCCCAGAAGCUCUGGGGCGGGUCAGCUCUCGAAGGGAAGAGGUGGAACUGCAGGGAGAGAACCGCGCUUUGACAAACCUCCUGCAAAUGAUCAACAACAUCGUGGAAGGCAUUGCUUUUAGCUUGGUUCUCUUCGAAGAGCGAUUAGAGGAGAUUUUGCUUCUGUUGGCCCCCGAUGUGCGCCUGGAGGUGCGGAAGCUCACAUUCCAUGCGCUUUUUGCGUCCAGCGAGGGCAAAGAGCUGGCAAAAGAGCUUGUCAAGGCGAUCGUAAAUCACAACAUCGUGAAGGGAUCGAACGUAGAGACCGUUGCGGAAGCUUUGCGGAGAAAGUGCGGUAGCUUCUGCAGCUCCGAUGAUGUGGUCAUCUUCAAGGCGUCUGAGAACUUGAAGAAGGCGGCCGACUUGGGGGCGAAUGCUGAGCGUGGGCGCGUCCAAUUGAAUGACAGUCUGCGGUUGUUCGAGCAAGUCGCGAAGAGUCUAACUAUGGAGCACUUGACCGCUGCAGUGGACAAGUACAUUGAAUUGGAGUUCUAUGCAGGCGCCAUUCGUCUUUCACUCAAGGUCGCCGACGAGCGCGAUCGCGGCAACCGGGCUCUUUCCUGGAUUAAGGAUGGCCAACCCAGCGGUGACGCGCGACAGGCUCCGUACAUACAGCGUACUAACUGCUAUAAGCUAGUCUUCAAGGUCAUAGAAGCAGUAGAUCAGGCUUAUGCUGCCCAGGGUAACGUUCAGCAAGACGGUGUAAUUUCACAAAUAGGCCGCAGAAGGCAAGAGGCCUACGAGCAAAUCAACAACUCGGACGACGAAGUCUUCCAGAACUUCCUCUACGACUGGUACAUGGAGAAGGGCUGGGCAGAGCGCCUUUUGGAGAUCAGCAGCCCUUUUGUGGUGGACUACCUCAAACGGAGCUCCGAGACCAACCCUGCCCACGCAGAUCUCCUGUGGAAGUACUACGCCCAUUACAACGACUACCUCGGUGCUGCAGAGGUGCAAUUCCAGCUCGCUAAGAGCCCCACAUUCAAGUUGACGCUUGAGCAACGCAUAGAGUACCUCUCGCGGGCAAAGGCAAAUGCAUCGACUCGCAUAGCUGGAUUCUCGGACAGUGGAAACCGGAAUAGGCAGUCACGGCAAGAACUGCUACGAAACAUUAGUGAUCAUCUCGACGUCGGGAACAUCCAGGACGACCUUCUUCAGAAGAUCAAGGGAGACAAGCGGCUUCAAGGCACGCGGCGAGAGGAAGUGCUCGCAGACCUUGACAGUGCCGUGAAGCCUGUAAACGACCUCUUCAACGACUACGCGGACCAAGCAGGCUACUACAACAUCAGCCUCCUCCUCUUCCACCAAGCCGACUUCCGCGACCUCUCCACCAUCCGCAACACCUGGCAGCUCUUCAUCGAGCAGACGCACAACGAAGCCCUUGCCGACGGCAAAGCCUCCCCCUGGGAAUCCGUCGCCAUCGAAACCGAAACCCUCGGCCGUCGCGUUGGCACAAACCAAAACAUCUUCCCCGUCUCUGACGUCUUCCAGCUGCUUCUCCACUACGACGUCGAGAAAUACCGCACCACCUCGACGGGCGCCCUCGACCCCGACACCGCGAACCCCGUCGCCUGGCCUAUCGAGGUGUUCGCGAAGCUGCACGCCCCGUUCGAGAAUCUGGUGAGCGUGCUGGAGGCGAUGUGGUAUGCGCGCGAGCAGCCGUUCAACAGUCGAAAUGGGAGGAAGUUGCUAGCCAAGUGGCUUGUCUGUGUUGUGGAGAAGUGGUGGGAGGAGAGCAAGCGGUCUGGUGAGCCGUUUGGGAGCGCGGAGAACGCGCUCGGCUUGUCAGAUUUGCUACGGGUAGUUGUAGAGAGUGGGGAUUUUACGGGGCAAGUUGGGGCUCCGGGCGAGGAUGCGGAAUGGGCGGACCGCCUGAGGGUUAUCCGCGUGCGGGCAGACGAGAUUGUGCGGUGAAGAGGAGGCGGGAGAGGAUAUUGGUAAUCUUGUAAUAUGACAUUGGUAUUGCUUUGCGGUGUGAGGGAGCGAAAGGAGGAAGGAGAAGAAAGUAAGAAGAGUAGGGUUUCCAGCGCAUGGCGUUUGGAUGGAUGGGAUGACUUGGCGUUUGGGAGGGCGUGUGCAUCUGAUGUACAUUUAGCUAGGGAUUGUACGUUCCGGGGAAGGGAGAGAUGGGGCAUAGCGUCGUUAGAUAGCGCAUGAGGAUGAGUGGU